Funneliformis geosporum is the source of this 1128-nucleotide messenger RNA. The record is from the annotation of a GenBank genome assembly. Lineage: Eukaryota; Fungi; Glomeromycota; Glomeromycetes; Glomerales; Glomeraceae.
AUGCCUAUUGGCGACGACAGCUAUCAUUGUGUUUUCAAACCGACGUUCCCUUCCAAUUUAACAAUAAAUGAAAUUAUAAGUGUUAUUAAAGCACCUAGCAAUAAUCAAAAAGCAAAAACAUUUCCAAAUGCUUUCAUCGCGUAUAAAAAAGCAUUAAUUAAAGAGAAUCGUAUUAGAAACAUUAAACUACCUCCAAUGGGCAAGCUUUCUAAAAUUGCAUCAUAUUAUUGGGAUGAAGAACCAGAAAUCGUAAAGAAAUUUUACAAAAAGUUGUCCGAGGAUGCUAAAUCUUUGUAUAAGCAAAAUGGGAUUCAAAUCAUAUUUGAUAAACGUAUGAAUGAAGUUGAAGAAAGCGGGCAGGUUGGGCAGGUUUCACGUGUGACAAGUGAAAUUAGAUCUGACUCGGAUUAUGUCAAUUAUACCCAACGUAUUGAGGUUCCCGUUGAGUAUAUAAUUAAAACACAAAAUUCAACAAGUGGGUAUUUUCCGGUUGAAGAUUAUUCUGCCAGCGUUAUGAAUUCUUUCCUUGGCAGCAAUCCUAAUAAUAGCUCACAAGACAGUUUUCCUAAUAGUAAUUUUUUCGAAGACGCGUAUAGAAUAAAUGAAGUGAAUAUUAACCAAAAGGAUAAUAGAUUUUUUACACCUGCAAAUCAUGUCAAUACCCAAGGCAUUGAUGUUCCCGCUGAGUAUAUAAUUAAUACGCAAAAUUCAACAAGCGGGUAUCUUCCGAUUGAAGAUUGCGUUAUGAAUCCUUUCCUUAACAGAAAUCCUAUUAAUAGCUGUUUUCCUAACAGCAGCUUUUUCGAAGACACGUAUAGAAUGAAUAAAGCACCUAUCGAUCAAGAGGAUGUUGGAUUGUUUACACCUCCGCGAGUUGCAAAUCAUGUCAAUUAUACCCAAGGCAUUGAGGGUACAAACUUUACGCCGAAUACGUAUCUUCCUUUUGAAGAUUAUUCCACUUGUAACCCUUUCGAAGAGUAUGGAAUGGAACAUAAUUUUAAUGAUUUCGUAUUAGUUGAAAAUAAUCAAGAAAUUGUACAAGUUUCACCUUGUGACGCAAAAACGAAUUGCAUCAAUUAUGGAACUGUGGGAGUUCUUCCCGUUGAAAAUAUAAUCACGAACCUUUGA